Molecule: messenger RNA, 1266 nt
Organism: Phytomonas sp. Hart1
Lineage: Eukaryota; Euglenozoa; Kinetoplastea; Trypanosomatida; Trypanosomatidae
Source: the annotation of a GenBank genome assembly
AUGAACACCCAUAGAUCUUCCUCAUCACCAUCCGUGGUGGAGACUUCGGAGACCUUUACCGGCAGCCACCUCAAGGGUGGCGAACGAAGCACGCCUGUGAAGCCCCAGAGCUCGCGCGAUCAGGAUCGCGACCUGCCAUCCCCCGAGAACGGUGCACGACGUGUGGGGAUGACCAUGGAUGAGCGCGAAAAGGUAAUCGGAGGCGCCGGCCGCUCGCCCAACCUUGGAUCGGAAAAAUCCGGCGCCCCCGGAGCGGCCUGGUUUGGGAGGCUCCCCGGCGCGCUCGGGAAGGUUGAGGAGACUCAAGGGCCAGGACUCGGGGACAUCCGCAAGACGGAGGAGUACCAGGCCGCGUGGGAUUUGGAGCUUUGGAAGGCCAUCCAGGCCGAGCGAUUUCGCAGGCAACUCGAGCAACAUCGCACCCGCGCCCUGAAGGACCUCGCCCAGCUCGUGAAGCGGAAGGAGGAGGAGACGACCACGGCGAUGGCGCGGCGCGGGGAGGGCCUAAAGGCGCGAGAGGCCUCUCUCGAGAAGGAGGCCGCCGCGCUGAAGCGCCGGGAGCGUGCGCUGGGGGAGUCCGAGCGGGGGCUUCAGCGGGUGCGACAGCAGCUCCUCGAGGCCCAGCGUCGGGUCGAGGAGGAGAGCAGCGAGCACGCGCGGCAGCUCCACGAGGCCACCCACCGUGCGAGCCUCUUACAGGCCCGCGUCCAGGCCGCCGAGCUCCAGGCCCAGCGCGCCGAGGAGCGCCAGCGCCAGACCCACGCGGACUACCUCCGCCUCUAUGCGGAUCUCCGUCGGGAGCGCUGUGAGGGGGCCCCGGCAGGGGGAGGGGGGGAGCCCGACGACGCGCGCGUGGGGCCGUUGCGGGAGCACUACGUUGAGGAGCAGCGGCUGCUCCGCGAGCGCAUGGAGCAGCGCCAUCGCGCGGCCUUGGCUGAGGUGACCCAGCGCUGUAGGGAGCUGGAGGCACACAACGAGCACCUCGCAGCUGCGCUUGCUCGCCGGCGUGAGCAGCUCCGCGCGCGGCGGCGGCAGGAUAACCGAGGCGAUGACGAAACCUCUCCGUCCCCGUCUGAGGCUGGCCUUCGUCGGGAGUUGGGGCGACUAGUGGAGGAGCGUGCGGCGCUGCUUGAGGGUAGUGCAGGGGCUAUUGAUUUAGAGAACCCUGUCGUAUUGCGUCUAGAUGCGCGUCUGAAUGGGAUAAGACGACAACUUGACAGGACUCAGGGGUCUAAAAAAAACAGAAUAGACAAAAUGGCGACUUAG